Molecule: messenger RNA, 647 nt
Organism: Wallemia mellicola CBS 633.66
Lineage: Eukaryota; Fungi; Basidiomycota; Wallemiomycetes; Wallemiales; Wallemiaceae
Exons: 2
Coding region: 4-243 (79 amino acids)
Cellular component (GO): mitochondrion
Source: RefSeq, a predicted model, not a curated record
ACUAUGAGGAUAUUGUCGAGAAGAGAAGAUGAAGAAAUUGUUAAACAACACAAGCAGCUCGGGUUGCAGCAUUGCCAUCAUUUAGUACAGCAGUUCGCAGAGUGUACAACGAACAGAACAAUCUCUGUAUUAUGGGCGUGUCGUAAGCCACAUAAGGAGUUAAAUAGUUGUUUAGCACAAUUCAACUCUGAAGAAGCUUUAGAUGCAGCCAAGGAGGAGUAUCUGAAGAAGAGGGAUUUCUAGGUUAUAUAUGCCGUUUUAUACGCUUGUUUACUCUCAAUUGCUUUCUAGCACUCUUUAUACCCAUUACACUCUAACUAUGGAAAUUAGACAGCAGGGUCUCUAUAUGUAUACAAUAUUGAUACAUUCUAUCUUGAUAUAUGCUAUAAAUACGGUAUCGAUUUAUUCUCAUUAGCCUCGUCAAUCUAGCUCUGGUAAUACUAGAUAUCUCAGCUUCCCCAGUUCCUAUCAAAUGAGCACGUGGGACUGUAUUAUAAUUAGAACACUAUCUCAGAUCUAAGUCUUACUUACUUUGCACAAUAACGAGCUGUAAACACGUUAUUUCUACCACCUGGAUGUUUAUUUAGGGGAUAUAUCUGGUAAGAGAUACAUACUUACACAUCAUACAUUGCCAAGGUUUGCUAGAC